GUACAUAGGCAAGAGUGGCUUAGUGACCAUUGAACAUCACGCAGAGUGGUCCAAAAUGAGAGCUCUCAUGAAUCCUGCAUUCCAGAGAGUGGCUCUCAUGAGUUUGAUAGACCAGUUCAAUCUUGCAGCAGAUUCACUCAUGGAAAAGUUAUCAGAGCUGGCUGAUGGGAAAACUAUGGUUGAUAUGAAUGACAUGUUUUGUAGGUUGACCCUUGAUGUGAUUGGAAAGGUUGCCUUUGACACGGAGAUAGAGUCUGUCCACAAUGACACUGUUCCUUUCCCCAAAGCAGUGAAAACAGUUCUGGAGGGCAUUGAGAAGAUGUUUACCGGUAUGAUGGAAGAGUACAAUAUAUUUCACUACUCCUACCAUCAAGAAGUUAGACAAGCAGUGAGACUUUUGCGAGAAGAAGGUAGAAAAUUCAUCGAGAAACGGAAGAUGGCCAUGUCUAAAGGAGAGCAUUCCCCAAAUGAUAUCCUCUCCUACAUUAUCAAAGCUUCUGAGUUAGAUCCUGAUCUUGAUAUAGAAGAUAUGUUGGACUUGGUAAUGGUGUUUUUCUUAGCAGGUCAUGAAACAACUGGAAAUACUCUGAGUUUUGCUCUUAGGGUCAUUGCAGAUCAUCCUGAUGUUAUGCAGAGGUGAGAGUUGGCUGAUGUAUUAUGUAGAUAUGGCAACAUAAUCCUCCUAUAGACAGCCUGAAAAGUAAAGACCACUUAAAUGCUCAGGGAGUUUGUGUUACGCCCACAUGAAUUUAGUAUUUGAAUGAGUAGUUUAUAAUUUGCAUUGUCCUAUAAUGAUAUUACCUUACAUGAAGAAAUUUUCAAAUAUUUGCGCAUUACUCUGGUUAUAUGUAUUAGUACUUGUGUCAGUAGAAUGUAGAUUCAAGGAAUCAGCAGAAAGUGAACAUUUUUCUGAGUGGAUAAAACUUUUUGAAUAUGUACAAAGAUCAA
Messenger RNA from Lingula anatina, 948 nucleotides. Its product is annotated as cholesterol 24-hydroxylase. Gene Ontology annotation, biological process: cholesterol catabolic process. The record is from RefSeq and is a predicted model, not a curated record. Lineage: Eukaryota; Metazoa; Brachiopoda; Lingulata; Lingulida; Lingulidae. Gene Ontology annotation, molecular function: cholesterol 24-hydroxylase activity; iron ion binding; heme binding.